AUGUCCAUCUUCUACUGCGUCGUAGCCAACAGCUACUGCCCAUUGGCCGAGUACAGCAACGGCGGCGACAGGAGCAUGAACGAGUUUGCGCAGAAGCUGCUGAAGAAGCUGCAGCUGAGCCACGACGCGGUCGAGUCGAUUGAUUUUGAAGGGAAGACGUACAGCUACCGCGUGGAGCACCAAGUGGCGUACGUUUGUGUCACAAACGCAGCGUUUGGCGAGAGCUCGGCCGCGUUGUUCCUGAAGUACAUUGCGCAGCUGUUUGACACGCAGUUUGGGAUUCGAGGACAGACGACGAAGCUCAAGUUGGACAUGAAUCGAGACUUUGCACGGACGUUGAAGAAGCAAAUGGAGACGUUUUCGUCGACAAAAGGAGCGGAGAAGCUGCAAGUAUUGAAGAACGACAUGGACAAAGUUGCGAGCAACGUCCACGAAAACAUUAAUAAAGUGCUGGAGCGCGGGGAUAAAAUUGAAUUGCUUGUGGACAAGACGGACCAACUCAACUCCCAGUCUGCAGCAUUCGCCGAGUCGAGCACCAAUCUCCGCCGCCAUUUGUGGUGGGAAAACGUGAAAAUGAGCAUCGCCAUCGGAGCAAUAAUUGUGCUGUUCCUUGUCCUCAUAUUCUUGUUUUUACGAAACAAAGUACGCAGGAGCGCUGGCCAGCUUGACCGUGCAGUUACAGAACAUGAGUCGCACGUUCUGCACCGUGAUGUGAAUGUCGUGUUGAUUGAGAGAUUUGGACCAAGUUUUGGCAAGUCUCGACAAGCACUGCAUUGUCGUUUGAAGCUGAUCGUCCAGAACGUUGCGCCACUAGUAUCAAGGACCACUGGCACCUUUUUCGACGAUGGCGUGAUCCUCUUCGCGCUCAAAGAGUUAUACACUAUGAUGGCUUUACCACCGCAAUUUUGCAGGAUGGCUCGAAAUCUUCGCGCCGUACAGCAUGAAACGGCUGCUCGCACGGACUGGUUUGCACUGCGUCCAUGGUUGCACAAACGCAGCUUUCGCCGCGCAGCCAACACAUCCCAGAGGCAUGACAUAAUGAGAUAA
This is a messenger RNA of Peronospora matthiolae, 1047 nucleotides long. The record is from the annotation of a GenBank genome assembly. Lineage: Eukaryota; Oomycota; Peronosporomycetes; Peronosporales; Peronosporaceae.